Bactrocera neohumeralis is the source of this 2978-nucleotide messenger RNA. RefSeq lists its product as uncharacterized. The transcript has 6 exons. The record is from RefSeq and is a predicted model, not a curated record. NCBI's taxonomy places the organism in Eukaryota, Metazoa, Arthropoda, Insecta, Diptera, Tephritidae. Bases 1260 to 2540 code for a protein of 426 amino acids.
UUUACCACUUACUAGCUUUAUUGGGAGCACAUCAAGUGCUUAGCAAAUACAUUGGAGUUGCUCGCCGAAUGACUUCACUUACAACACAGCGCCAUAAAAAACGAAACGAACUGUUGAUGUGAAGUGAUGAGAGAGCAAUGGCAAAAAGGGCGAUAGCAAAACAAUGUACUCAAAAGCAAUAACAAUGUAAAUAUGGAUUAAAAACAAGAUAAUGCCAGUUGUAGCUUAUCAGCGCAAGAACUGAGGAAUGCAGGCACAAAAGCGAACAAAAGAAUGUUGUGACCGCAGAAAGUGAAAGAGUUGAGGCGAACCGGUGCCAACACCGGCAAUGCGCUCACGCGAAAGACUUGCGAGCGCCCAAAUGGGGAGCAGAGCGAGUUGGCGCCGAGAGCGCGCGCACUACUACUAAAUGGGUGCGUACAAGCGCGGCGAAAGCAGUACGAAGCGGCCGAGUCAUGUGGACGGUGGACAACAAAGCGCACGUAUGCUACAACAACGACAGGCGGUAAGCGACGACGGCAAGCAGCAAACAACAGCUAAUUGAAUUAAUCCCAUGAAUGAGCUACACGGCGGCAUACACAUAGCAGACUACAGCAGCAACAAUAAAAACAACAAGUGUAAAAUUACAGGUGGUAGCCGAAAAACAAAUCGACUAGCGUGUGUGGCAAAGACAGCAGCGGCGGCGGCGGCGCGACAGCGCAGUGACGUACAAAAAUUGACGAGACUUUUUUCACGAGUGUUUGAGCUAACGACGAGCAAAAGCGCCAGCGCGCCACAAAAAGUGUAUAGAGAAAAGACUGCGCGCACUUUGUUUUCGUUUGCAUUAAGGCUGAUAAAAGCCAAGAAAAUAGCUAGCUAGGCAGCAAUUAAGUCGACUUGAUACGACAAAGUGCAAAAGCGUGCUUUUCAUAGUGAUUUAUGCGCGUAUACGUAAUAGCGCGUAAGACUAAAGCGGCGAAGAGACAACGAAAGCAACAGCAGCGCCGACGACCACCACCACGACCACGACAAUAGCCAGCGCGCAACCACGAAUAGCACGUCGUUGGUAGUUAAGUAGGCGCGCCAAUAGAGCGCCAUAGUCACAUAGCUUCGGUGACAACAGUUAGUUACACCAGCGACAGCAGACGCAUCGGCAGCUGUUGCGUGCGCUAGUACCAAACGCCGCAUUACAACGCACGCAAACGCGUCAGCAAGCGUACGCGACGCUCAAGCGCUUUAACAAGCUAUAGGCAGUUAAAAAUAAAUCUUGCAACGGUAAAAUGUGUCGCUGCUGCCAGAGCUGCUGGGAAGACUUCAAGUGGAACUGCUUCGAGGAGAGAUUCUGCUACGAUGAGUCAAUCGCGAACUACAAUCCCGAAGAGGAUACGGACUACAUGUCAAUGCAGAAGAAUGGCAGUGCCCUCAGUCAUAUACAAGUGUCGGAUAACAACAAUUUAUCGGUGCCGAUCUGUAAUCAACCAUUGCGACGUGACGCUUCCGGCAUUAUGAGCAAUGCAAAGAUACACGAAGAAGACUACCGCCGCGAAACACAAACGAACGUGCCGAUGUUGGGUCCCGAAAUAUUGGCCGUUUUUGCAAAUUCACAAAUCUUCCAAGAUCAUCAACCGACCAAAAUGACACGUAUCAGCACGAAGACGUUCCUCGCCGGCAUACACUCACCCAACAAGGAAGUGCCGACAACGCCGCGUGAAACCGAACAGGAUCGGCUGCUGCGACGUUUGGAAGGUAAAACCGGCAAUGGCACGUUAACCGACAUACGUACACCCGAAAAUGUUACGCCUGCAAGCGCCGCCACCAUUACGAACACACCAACACCGACUGAUGCACACGAUAGUGCCAACGAGAAACGCAUUACAUUCACCUUAACCACCGAUUCAUCACCGGAGGGCAGCCAAACAUUGACACCGAAAAAAUUCGAUGCGAUUGCCGAAGAAGACAUGGCUGCUGAGAAUCAAACUAAACGCGACACUGACGAAGUCAUACUCCGUCCACCACGUUUCAUCGAUCGUCAAACGCAUUUGUUGAACACCAUUUCGGGCAAUACGACACCGCGCAAGCUUAAGCGUAGCGCCACAAGCGUACCGGCUUUCAAUGUGCGCAGCGCUGCCAGCGAAACGGACAUCUUUUCGAUUACCGGUUCCGGUUCACGUAUCAGCAUGACACCCGAAGUGCCAUCCAUAUCAUUCAGCAAUUUACCGAAGAAUUACGAAGAUACACCGACCAUCGAGAAAUAUCGCGUCUCGCAGAGUUUGUACUCCAUACAAACAGCGAAUGCGGCACGCGCCAAUCAAGAUGAUUACUCCAUGCCACGCUACUUCCGACGCUCGGCAGCCAUGCUGCAAACGCAGAGUAGCGAAAUGUUAUCGACUGUGCCGUCUGCAACAUCGUCCAAUUCAAUGUCAUCAUCCAAUGAGGGUAUACAUCGGCCGGACAAGGGCAAGAGUAAGCGUUUGCAAAUGUUGCGUGGCAACUUGCCGCCAUUGUUGAUACAUUCAGUGUCGUUCCGCAAGAAUAGGGAGGAGGGCAAGCAGCUGGAUUAGUUGACAGUCAAGGACAGUGUGGAUUAUAAAUGCUGUUGUUAUGUGCGGUAUAACGGUACAUUAAGGCUAGUGGUGUAUGGCGUCGGGUGAAGAGCGAUUGGUGCGAGCGUUGCCAUUUCUGUUUGUGCUUAAGUGAGCGUAAAUGAGUGUGUAACUGUUAAACAGUACAGUACAGUGAAGCUUCGCUAACAGGCACGUUAAAAUUUUUUUUAAUUAUUUAAAGAAUAAAAUUUAAAUUAAAAAAAUAUUAAAAUAAAAAAAUAAAUAAUAAAAAAAUUCAGAACUGUAAUUAAAAUUCUUUCAGUUUUUACAUGCGUAAAAAUUGGUUAAGAAUUAAGAGGUCGUAUUAAAUACGUUGGAUAAUAACCUCCAUAAGCAUAGUGCCGAGAACUGAUGAAAGAAAUAUAUAUAAAUAAAGUUAAAAAAAUUAAAAUUAAA